GGCACUCCCCACGAUAAAAGGAUCACAUUCAUGCUUGGCAAUUAACGGAAGGUGUAAAGCGUGUUUAUUUGGAAGAUAGAUUUAAAUUACUCAAGUUCGUCAAGUAGCGUUUUAAGUUUGCUUCUCAUAUAUGUCCAUUUAUGGGUAACAUCACUUGCUAGCGCGAUGCUUUUGGUACAAGUUGAUCAAAAUCCAUAUUUCCCUUAAAGAACAAGGAGCUUCCCACUGAUGGCAUUUUUUCACCAACUUCGGCUAUUACUUUGGAAAAAUGGCCUUAGUGUCAUCAGACAACCGCGAUGGUCUGUGGCACUCCUGGUCUGGCCCCUGGUCAUCUUUAUCAUACUUGCCAUCACCCGAUCUCAGUUCCCUCCUAAGCUGAGAGACUCAUGCUAUGUGGCUCCACGGAAUCUUCCGAGCACUGGCUUCUUCCCUUUCCUACAAACUCUCAUGUGCAACACAGACGGCAACUGCCAUAACAAGUCCUUUCUGGUGGGCCGGAGCACCUCAAAAUCCAAAGCAGCUUCCUUUGGGGCCAAAGAUGCCAAGAGGUUGUACCUCCUUCCCUCAGGCCCACCCUUUCUGAGCAGCCUCCAAACUGGUGGCAUGGUCCGCUCAGUCCUGGCCAAGAGUACAGCCAGCCAACCAAGUCUCAUGGGUAUCUGGGACCAGAUUCUGAAUUCCACCCAAAAAGGCAUACCAAACGACAUAUCACUAAUGAAUGGCUUCAAUAACACAAUGCUGGGAAACCAGGAAGCACUCAAUGCCAUGCUGGAGUCUGUGAGUAUGUUGAAGAAGUCCCUGUGCAGCUUUUCUCUGAGUGUCCUCAACAUGUCCACCCUCUCCUCCAUCGACCCUCUAACCUACGGCAUCAUCACCUUUUGCAAGUCAAAUGACACACUGCUGGAGGUCUCCCUGCUCACCAUCAACCAGAUUCUGAUGGAGGUGAUGUUGGCCAACCCUGCGGAGGCCAUGACAAUGGCAGGGCAGGCAGUGGUGAUGUUUGACACGAUCCAGAAAGACAGCUCCCUGUGGGAGGGGCUCCUGGGCCUGCCCAGCCUCCUGGUACCAAGCAGUGUUGACCAGGCCCUGGACGAGGCCCAGGCUCUUCUCACCAACAUACAGAGAACUAUGGCAGCUCUUCAGAGCAAUAUUCCUGAAGCUGAUCUAUCCAUCUCUAUGGUGAACCCUGCCAUUAUAGGGGGAAUCAACCUAGUUCAGUACCUUCGCAACUGGCCAGGCAGAGAUGUGUAUAUCUCUCUCGGUGAUGUUGUCACUGCACAGAAUGACUCAUCCUUAAUGAGUGAAGUUGUCCAACAAGUGCUACAGAAGGUUCAGAUUCCUUUAGACAAGGCCAUAGGGCUGACCAUGAACAGAUCUCUGGUUCACUCUUAUGUAUGUGACAAAAGCAGCAAUGCCUACUGGCUGCAGGCCGCCUGCAGCACAGGCACAGUGGAUACACUUCUUAGCUGGAUCAGUCCAGAAAAAGUGGCUGAACAGGUCUUCUUGGCCUGGAGUCAGGAUGCAGCCCCCAAGGACGUGGUAUUUUUCAAAGGACUACUGUAUAGCCUUUUGGGAGCGUAUGCCCCAGGAAACCAAGGAUCCGCUAACAACACCAGAUCCCAGAGGAGUAGUGACACGCAGCCACAGAACGUUGGGGAACAAUUAUUCAUGGGUGUAGGCGCAACUCUGCUUGAGCUUCUGAAAGACCUUCCAGGCUCGCAGUAUAUCCACAGCUUCCUUAUGGGCGGACACACGUCCAUGCAGCUGGCCAGUCAGGCCAUGGACACCACAGAGGAUAUGAUGGAUAAGUUGUCGGCCGAAGCCCAUAACUUCCAAAAGAUCUUCUUGUCUCUGAUGGCCAACCAGUCUAUGGCAGACCACUAUGCUGAGAAGCUCAUAAACUCCAGCACUGAGAUAUUGAUAAGGGUUCUGGUGAAACAGGACACCGUCAAGUGUGAGGAGCUUCUCAAACCACUGACUUCCAUAAGCACCAUGGACCCAAGGCUUUGGGUGACCAUGAUUUGCCCAGGCAAUGACUCCGACCUACAACAAUACCUGCUGGCCGAGUGGAUGCCUGUUAUUUUGAAGGCGACACUCUUCAUGGAUGUGGUCCAAGGCAAAGACUCAUUCAACGUCACUUUACCCAUGAUUCUCUCUGAGUGGCACAGGCUAUCAGCCACCUCGCUACGCUUCGGUGCGUUCCUGGAGAGAUUCUUCACAGGGUUCUAUAAGGACUAUUUUGAGGCCUGGGUUCCAGAGAACGUAACUGUCGACUGGCAAGAAAUUAUCAUGAAGAGGGGUCUAGCGGCAUUGGGGACAAUGGGGUCUGAACUCCAAAUGACCCCGAUGUGGCCCUCCAUGGAGACAUACUUUCACAUUGCAUACUGGAUAAUGACAUACCAACCCAAUAUAACUGGACCUCCAACCUGUACUCUUGAUCUUGAGACAUUCGUGCCCACAUGUCAGACUGGUUUCACCUGGGAGAAGUUCAUUCCUACCACGGCACUUCUGCUUCAAGAGGUCCCAGGCAAUCCUGAAGCCUUACUUAGAUAUGUGCAAGGGUCAUUGGCUUUUGUUCAAGGAAUCUACAGAGACUUCUAUACAGCCACCCUCAUGAAGUAUCUCAGCUCCCCAGCUGUAAUACCAGGAGACGGCUCUAUAUCCAGCUUACUGAUCAAUGUGACACAUGCUCUGGACAAGAACAUCCAUCUUAUUUCCAACUUGAUGAGCAUAGAGCAGUUCAGUCCCAAACUCUCCCUCUUUCUCCUCAACAACAUGCUUGAUAAUCUGGGAUUGAGGCCUUUGGAGGCUUUGUGGACGCAGGGUCCCCCUAACGCCUCCUCUGUCCUAACCAUAGCCCUGGAAGUGGGCAGGAACACCCAAAAAGUCUUCACCGGCCUGCCAGUCUAUAACUCACAAGCUGAGUUGGAGGACUUGCUCAUGCAGUUCUUGUCCAUGAACAUGAACCUCACAUUGCCUCUGUCCGUUAGCCUUGGAGACGGCCUGCUCACCUACACAAGCUCCCUAAACUCUACAGAACUGGCCUUUCUUAGGGAGAUCCUCAAGUCUCUCACCAAUCACACAUCAGCAGGCAUCACUGACACAGUCCUACAGGCUGUGGAACUCUUGAAACAGGUGCUCGAAGCCCCCAACAAUGACCCGACAACACUGAUCCUGGGCUACCUUCACCAGCUACAGGGGUUCCUGGCUUCUGCCAUCGAGUUACACAGGUACGAUCAGCUACUGCUGCCAGGAGGCAACCUGACUAUGGCCCAGGUCACUGAUCUCCAUCUGGCUGUAGUGGACCUUCUCCAGAUCCUCUCUCCUGCCUCCCUCCAGGCCCUCAGCCAGGCAGGAGAGCAGGCAGCCCUGGGUGCAUUUAUGCAACAGUUUGGAGCCUUCCUACCUCCUGAGCUCCAGCAGCGCUUCAUGGGCCUGAUCAAACACACUCAGGCCCUGGUGGAGAGCUUAACAGCAUGUUCAGUGACAGGGCAAGACUGCACAUCGGCAGUUCCCCAGGUCUUCCAGAUCCUCUCUCAGGCUGCUGAAGCACUGUUAGCGACUAGCGGAAACAUCACUAUCCAGCUGGGGCCAGUUAAUCCUAACCUGGUGACCCCAGAGUCCUUCUCUGUGACGGGCAACUUUCUGUCUCUGCUCCUGUCCUGGACGGAUGAGACCAACAUGUCCUCCUCUCCAGAGGCCCUUAUAAAGACCGUGAAUCAGAUCCUUAAUUUCCUCCAGCAGGUCACCAGUCAGCCCAACAUCAGCAUAUCUGCUCUCCAGGAGGCUCUCAGACAAUCGAACCUCACCCUAUGGCAACUGGAUAGAAUUGCCACAUUGGCUGGCGCGGCAAACAUUCCCGACCUCCUGGCUAACAUCUUGGGCAUUGCCAGUGUUCCUCAGUGCCUGGAGCUCCAACCUAUCAACAUAACAGCCGACAUGGGGGUGACUGACACCAGUCCAGCUAAGUGUGCAGUGGAGCUGAUAGACGGAGUCAGUGGCUUCAUCCAGCACCUGCCCAUGCCUCCAGGCAGCCAGUCAAAUUACACCGCACUCGUCGCUGUUAUCCCAAUCCUGGUCAACCAGUCUGUUAGCAUCGGCCUAGCAUCUGCUUCUGGUUCAGGCUCACUUACAUCCAUCAUGCAGGCCCUAACCAGCACCCUGUCAGGCAUUAGAGAGAACAUCAAACCCCUCUCCCUCGAGUCCAUCCAGCAAGUGAGCAAUGAGCUUAGUGUAGUGGAGGGUCUACUAUACUUGGCCUUUUCGGGACAAUAUCCCCUCCAUACACUGAACUCCACUCUGCUGGAGGACUCGUUAUAUGCCCAGAAGGUGUAUUUGGAGAUCGCCCAGUGGUACUUGAGGAAGUUGGAGAAUGUGACAAGCACCAGCACUUUUUCCGAGCUCCUUCUCCCUCUCUACUACAUUACUGAGAUGCAGCUGGCCCUGCAGAUCUCUCAAACGGAGGUUUCCCUUUUUGUCAGCAAUCAGGUUGAAGACCUAAUCAAAAACACCCAAAAUCCUAUAGAUGGCAUAGAGGUUAGCAAUAUAGGGCAGGCAGUUGCCAAGAUACUCCAAGUUAGCAUGGAACAGGUGAGGCAAAACCUACAGCUCCAGAAUGACUAUUACCAGGCCAUGGGGUACCCACGAGAUUUCAACUCAUCCAUGCUGAACAUGGUUGACACCUUGGUCCAGAAGUACCUUAACAUAACACUUCAUUGGCUGAGAGACCCCCAUGUGACCUCUGUCAUCACCAGCAUGCUCCAAUGGAACAACAGCUCCAUGAGCAUCACUGUCCCAGGCCAAGACCUCUUCAAGCUGCUUCAGACAAUUGCGCCUCUUCUAACACCUGAUGAACAGGCCUACCUUGUCCUCAUCAACCAGAUCACCCAGUCCCUGAACCAGGUUCUGUUGGUGGCCAGCCAACCAGGCGACUUGGAGAGUGAUCUCUUCAUUGGAGCCAUAUUGGAUGCAGCCAGGACUGUGCUGAGUAGCUUGACUGCCAUGACUGGUCCCCUACCUUCCUCAGUCAGUGAAAACAUCAUGGAAGUACUUCACAGUUCUCUCCUCCUGGCCCUAAGACCUGAGAUGGCCUAUGCCCAGGCCCGCAACCUCACCCUGGACGUCUUGUGGAGAGGAGAAGGACUCAUCCAGGACCUGAUCCCAAUGGCUGCUGAAUACCUUCUGCCUGGAAUCAAACUCAUGCGCACCUACUUUCAGAUCAUCUCCACAGCUGGUGGCACAGACAAAUUGAAUGAGAUCAUUCUGGGUGAGCUGAGCACAGUUCAGAGUCUCUUGCCCCCUGACAACAGUACGCAAGCCUAUAUGUCUGUGAUCAUGAGCAUCAGUCACUUCAUCUUGGAUCCCAGCCAAGGCAAUACAGGCCUGUGGCUGAGCUUUGAAAACAUCACUGUUGAAAACGUUGCCCAAAUUACUAAUCAGAUGGGAAGUCUUCUAAGCUAUCUGCUGCCACUCAUCAUCGGGGAACAAGGCAUGAAUUUAAGCCUUCUCACACCCAGUGAGAAGGUCUACUUUGUGCUCAUAGACCAGAUCACCCAGUCCCUGAACCAGGUUCUGUUGGUGGCCAGCCAACCAGGCGGCUUGGAGAGUGAUCUCUUCAUUGGAGCCAUAUUGGAUGCAGCCAGGACUGUGCUGAGUAACUUGACUGCCAUGACUGGUCCCCUGCCUCCCUCAGUCAGUGAAAACAUCAUGGGAGUACUUCACAGUUCUCUCCUCCUGGCCCUAAAACCUGAGAUGGACUAUGCCCAGGCCCGUAACCUCACCCUGGACGUCUUGUGGAGAGGAGAAGGACUCAUCCAGAACCUGAUCCCAAUGGCUGCCGAAUACCUUCUGCCUGGAAUCAAACUCAUGCGCACCUACUUUCAGAUCAUCUCCACAGCUGGUGGCCCUGACAAAUUGAAUGAGAUCAUUCUGGGUGAGCUGAGCACAGUCCAGAGUCUCUUGCCCCCUGACAACAGUACACAAGCCUUUCUGUCUGUGAUCAUGAGCAUCAGUGACUUCAUCUUUGACCCCAGCCAAGGCAACGCAAGCCUGUGGCCAAACUUUGAAAACAUCACUGUUGAAAAUAUCACUGUUGAAGAUAUUUCUCAAAUUACUAAUCAGAUGGGAAGCCUUCUAAAUUCUCUGCUGCCACUCAUCAUCGGGGAACAAGGCAUGAAUCUAACCCUUCUCGUACCCAGUGAACAGGCCUACCUUGUCCUCAUCGACCAGAUCACCCAGUCCCUGAACCAGGUUCUGUUGGUGGCCAGCCAACCAGGCGGCUUGGAGAGUGAUCUCUUCAUUGGAGCCAUAUUGGAUGCAGCCAGAACUGUGCUGAGUAACUUGACUGCCAUGACUGGUCCCCUGCCUCCCUCAGUCAGUGAGAACAUCAUGGGAGUACUUCACAGUUCUCUCCUCCUGGCCCUAAGACCUGAGAUGGCCUAUGCCCAAGCCCGUAACCUCACCCUGGACGUCUUGUGGAGAGGAGAAGGACUCAUCCAGGACCUGAUCCCAAUGGCUGCUGAAUACCUUCUGCCUGGAAUCAAACUCAUGCGCACCUACUUUCAGAUCAUCUCCACAGCUGGUGGCCCAGACAAAUUGAAUGAGAUCAUUCUGGGUGAGCUGAGCACAGUUCAGAGUCUCUUGCCCCCUGACAACAGUACAAAAGCCUUUCUGUCUGUGAUCAUGAGCAUCAGUCAAUUUAUCUUGGACCCCAGCCAAGGCAACACAAUCCUGUGGCCAAGCUUUGAAAACAUCACUUUUGAAAAAAAUCCUCAAAUUACUGAUCAGAUCGGAAGCCUUCUAAACUCUGUGCUGCCACUCAUCAUCGGGGAACAAGGCAUGAAUUUAACCCUUCUCGCACCCAGUGAACAGGCCUACAUUGUGCUCAUAGACCAGAUCACCCAGUCCCUGAACCAGGUUCUGUUGGUGGCCAGCCAACCAGGCGGCUUGGAGAGUGAUCUCUUCAUUGGGGCCAUAUUGGAUGCAGCCAGGACUGUGCUGAGUAACUUGACUGCCAUGACUGGUCCCCUGCCUCCCUCAGUCAGUGAGAACAUCAUGGGAGUACUUCACAGUUCUCUCCUCCUGGCCCUAAGACCUGAGAUGGCCUAUGCCCAGGCCCGUAACCUCACCCUGGACGUCUUGUGGAGAGGAGAAGGACUCAUCCAGGACCUGAUCCCAAUGGCUGCUGAAUACCUUCUGCCUGGAAUCAAACUCAUGCGCACCUACUUUCAGAUCAUCUCCACAGCUGGUGGCCCAGACAAAUUGAAUGAGAUCAUUCUGGGUGAGCUGAGCACAGUUCAGAGUCUCUUGGCCCCUGACAACAGUACACAAGCCUUUCUGUCUGUGAUCAUGAGCAUUAGUCACUUCAUCUUGGAUCCCAGCCAAGGCAACGCAAUCCUGUGGCCAAGCUUUGAAAACAUCACUGUUGAAAACAUCACAGUUGAAGAUAUUUCUCAAAUUACUAAUCAGAUGGGAAGCUUUCUAAACUCUCUGCUGCCACUCAUCAUCGGGGAACAAGGCAUGAAUUUAACCCUUCUCAUAUCCAAUGAACAGGCCUACCUUGUCCUCAUCGACCAGAUCACCCAGUCCCUGAACCAGGUUCUGUUGGUGGCCAGCCAACCAGGCGGCUUGGAGAGUAAUCUCUUCAUUGGAGCCAUAUUGGAUGCAGCCAGGACUGUGCUGAGUAACUUGACUGCCAUGACUGGUCCCCUGCCUUCCUCAGUCAGUGAGAACAUCAUGGGAGUACUUCACAGUUCUCUCCUCCUGGCCCUAAGACCUGAGAUGGCCUAUGCCCAGGCCCGUAACCUCACCCUGGACGUCUUGUGGAGAGGAGAAGGACUCAUCCAGGACCUGAUCCCAAUGGCUGCUGAAUACCUUCUGCCUGGAAUCAAACUCAUGCGCACCUACUUUCAGAUCAUGUCCACAGCUGGUGGCCCAGACAAAUUGAAUGAGAUCAUUCUGGGUGAGCUGAGCACAGUUCAGAGUCUCUUGCCCCCUGACAACAGUACACAAGCCUUUCUGUCUGUGAUCAUGAGCAUCAGUCACUUCAUCUUGGACCCCAGCCAAGGCACUGCAAACCUUUGGCCAAGCUUUGAAAACAUGACUAUUGAAACCAUUGCUCAAAUUACUAACCAGAUGGAAAGUCUCCUGCAGUCUCUGGUUCCCCUCAUCCUUGGAGAACAAAGCAUGACUACAUCCAUCCCAUCCCUUGAGAUCUUUAAUGAUAUCAACACAGUCAUCGUAGACAUCCUCGCUGGACAGGCCGACCAGCUCACCUGGGACAAGCUGCAAAGGAUUCUGGGGGAUCUGCUGUUGACCAUCAGAGGGUCCUCCAGCUGGGACUCUGUGCCCCCUGCUGUGUCUGUGAUGAGGGAGGUUGUGGGAGCCCUAGUUCAAAACUUGAAGGCUGAGACAGAUCUAAUAAUGAGCUUCCAGAUACCCCUAACUACUCUGAUAUCAGAGAUUAUGCAAUCUGUUAAUGCCAGUCAGCUGAACAUUGCUGAUGUUUUGGAGCAAAUGCCCCAGGCCAUCCAGAACACCGUGGAAUCUACCAUACAGGACAAUGCGAGCAAUGAGGCCUUGGAGUGCAGGAAUGUUCUGGAAGUUUGGUAUCAGGUUAGAGAGGAAGCUGGGCUCAGUACAGACACCCUGGAAAUGUGGUGUAACAUCAGCCUGCUGCCGGUUAUAAAGUCAUUCGAGGCAUCCAAUCAACUCUUUGCCACUCUGAAUAAUAAUAUGACGGGAAUGGCGAUGGCUGCAGGAUCAGUGAAUGGUACAGCUGCUGGGAUUGUGGCAGCUCUGCGGUCUCUUUACUGGGUCAACGCCAAUCUCACACGUGUCUCUGAGCAGCUGACCUCGGCCUUGUUGUACCAUUUCACCCAGUUGGGAGAAGUGGUCGUGAGCCCCACCACCCAGGCUCAGUGGACUACCAUGUUCCUUGGAAUGCAGCUAAGACAGAGUAUGGAGGGCAUCAGGUUGGCCCUAGAGCAGAUGGAGGCCCUGGACCCAAGCAUACAGCCCUUUACCAAACCCCUGGAGAUGGCCAUCAACUACACCAUGGAGAAUAGUCAGCUCCUGCAGAACGCCACCUCAGCCCAGGACCUCAUCAUGCAGGUGUUGGAGAUUCUUCUGACAGGAACCAAUUUACCCUCUGACACUCUCAGCUCUAUCCUGAACAGUGGCUUCUUCUUUGGCCCAGAGAGUAACUCCAUCAAUGGUGUCAUAAAGGAUGUGGUUGAACAGGUCAUCCAAAUGCAAAUGCUGGGAGACGUCCCUAUGGUCUACGGUGUCCUGGAACAGUUGCUGGCAGCCAAUGACACAAGUCUGAUCCUGGAGAAGGUGCUUGAGUUUGGUGUCUGGUGGGGUUCGACCCAGGCCUCAGGGGUAGACCUGCUUAGCCAGACCCUGCCCCGGAUGUACGAGGUGGUAAAAGCCCUCCUUUCCACCUUAACCCAGAUAGGUGUCCCUCUACCUAUAGACUCCAACGUGUUUGUUGACCUGGCUGGGAACCUUUUGAGGAUGCUGAGACAGAUAGCCAGCUCCAGCAAUGUGCUUGGCCCCAUGGACCAAUACUUGAGCCAAAUGCAGGAUGAGAUGGGCCUCCGGACCCUAACCAGAAGGAACAGACGCCAGGCCCUGUGGGAGCCCAGGAGAGAACCCAUGGAUGACUUUAUAGACCUGUUCUACAUUGACUAUGCUUCUCUAUUCCGGGCCCUCUCCGUUCCCCCCACUUUUCCUGAGAUCAUGGAGACCAGCCACAUGUUCCUGACCAACCCGGACCUGGCUGUGGUCGUGAAAGGGGUGACCUGGGACCUUACCAUGAAUUCGUCCCAAGACGAGGCCAUCGACACAGCUCUGGGUGUUCUCUCCUUCCUAACCCUUCCGACUCAGUGGAAGACCUAUGAAAGCCUGUUUGUGGAACUGGGUAAAGACAGCUGGAGUCUGGAGUCGCUGGCGAAUAUGGAUAAGCUGACUGUGGGUCUUGGAAGGAUAGUGGACGUAGCCAUGGUGCUCUCCCAGCAGCCGCCUGUCAACAUUGCCCAGAGGGUGGGACACAUUGUGAAACAGCUCAGUGACUCGGUUGCUCAAAUAGUCAGUGGACAGGGCCAGGGCCAGAACGUUGCAGUCAACUUCCUCUCUGCCGUCAACAACAUCUUGUCUGAGAACCUGAUGGAGGUCACAGAUGUUGCUCCUAAAGUCACUGCUAUCAUCGGCCACAUUCUCAACACGGUGACCAGGCCUGAAGCCCAGAUGACCCUGGCUCCCUACUUGCUGGCUUUAGAUCAGACCAUCGGCACCUUCUCCUCCUACCUUUCUGCUGAAGACCUUGUGUACUUCAACACCUCUGGGCAGAUGUUGAAAGGUCUAGCCCUGCUAGUGGCUUUCCCCAGGGAUCUGGAGAAGAUGGUUCAGGCUAGCCACAUCAUCUCAGACUCUCUGGACCACCUCCUGACUUUCAAGGGUGAGACCACCCUUCCAAACGGACAGUCAAUUCAGACAAUCACCCACCCUCUCAUCCUAAAUAGCGCCCUGGCUACACAAGUGCUAUGGAAUUUUGCUGAAGCCAACCUCACAUUUAGCAAUGAUCAGGAAAAGGAAGCCAUGGUCAAAAAGACCUUCCGUGCCCUAAUAGCCUUACUACCUGAGGACCAGAGGAUAAACAUCUUGCCCCUAGAGCAACACCUCCUCUCCGCCCUCUCUGGAGUGUCCAACACGGCCCAGAUCCCCCCCGCCUUCCUGGGGAUCUCCAGCCAGGUCACCAUGUCUGUACUGGCUAUGCUUAACAUGACCCACACCCCUGUGUCCCAAGGCAUUGCUAUAGGGGACAUGGUUCAGGUCCUCUCUGUGGUGUCCCAGCAGGUGUCUAUGAGCCUGUGGCAGGGCCUAAUGACUCCUACUUUUGCCACCCACAUUCCCAGCGUGUUCAUGUCCCUGAACCAGGCAGUUGGCACACUGAUGCCUCUAUUACCGGCUGAGGGCCAAAAGUACCUCAAUGUCUCGCUUCACGUCCUGGAGAUCACCGCCACCAGUCUCAACUACUCUGCCGCCACCGGAGACAUAGAGGGCGCCAUGAAUGUCGUGGCCAGCUCCAUCCAGACCCUCCUGGCAUCUGUGUCAGCCCCAGGGCUAGAGAGCACAGGCAGCAUCGUAGACCUUGAACACACCAUACAGAAGCUGCUGCUCGUGCUGCAGUCCGGCCAACGACCUCUGGCCCAGGCGGCUGACAUCACCCAGCUGCUCCUCCAGAGUGUUCACACCCUGCUGGGCCAAGCCAACGGCAGCGUGGAGGCCAACCUGGCGCAGGUGGUUCUUCAGGGAGUGAAUAUCAACACAGGGCACCUCCUGAUGAUCAACGACACCAACUGGACACACAAGUUGUCAGUAGUGCUGUUAGACAUAGCUGACAGGGUUCCUGAGGACCUCCCCUUUGCUCCUCUCAUCAAGAACGUUGCAAGACGCCUGGCCGCAGAAUCUCAUGAGAACCUGGCCCUCCUGCAGCUUGCCAUCCAGUCAGGUCAAGUUCUCAUCAACACCAGUUGGACAGAUGACAAUUUCGGCAGGAUACUGAACCAAAUGUUGUCCAUGGUGUGUGCCAUAGAGAAGAUGGGCUCUAUUCAGCAGCUGCUGCAGAGUAUGUCUAUCAGUCAGGGGCUGCUGUGUGAGACGGUGCUGCCUGUCACCCAGGCCAUGCAUGAGCUCACCAAGAGUCUGGUCCAGAAUGGCUCAAACCUGCAUGAUGCCCUCUUUGAAACUUUCAUCGGAGACCCCAUGACCUACGAUGUCCAGACUAACUGGACCUCCAUGUUCAGUGAUAAGUUUGGUCUGAAUGUCAGCUCCCUGAUGGAACUCAGCAUCAACAUGACCGGUCCAGGAGUGGCCAAAGUGUCUGAGAUCCUGAGGAACAAGACAGCGUUUCUUCUGGACAUCCAGACUCACACAGACAUCCCGAUAAACGCGGUAGAGCUGCUGCUUGACACCAAUCUGCCUAGCAGCAACCUCCAGUUCCUGUCUUGGCUGGUUAACAUGCGCUACUGCGACAACCCUGCCAGCCUGACCAUGAACCUGGCAGACCAGGUCAUCUUCAGUAUGUUCUGCUCCCUGCCACCUGUUCAGUGGUACAACUUCAUUGUGCUGAUGGCCCGCCACAUCAACUUGGAGAGUGUUAUUUACAGGCUGGUCUUGUCCAGUGAUUUGCAGAGCGUGGUGGGGAUCAUGCUGCAGAUGGCCAAGUUCCUGAUAGACAUGAUGGGCAAGCUGCUUCCUUCCAUCAACCGUCUGCAGGACUACCUGGUCUCUAUCGAUGACCUCAACCUGGUGGCAAACUCUGAGUUCCGUAGUCUGGUGCUCAGAAAACAGUCUGUGAUGUCCAGCAAAGCCACAUUUACCACCGUGUCUAAGGCCGUCUGCAACCACGGCAUCAUGUCUCUGCUUGGCAUCUCCAAGCUGCCCCUCAUGGACGCGUCUGACCCCUCCACACAGCAGGACCACACGAUCAAUGACCUGGUGGAGAAGUUCAAGAUCCCUCGCGAUGCCACUCCGUUCUGCAUGAGCCUUUACCUGGACAUGGUGAACACCACUGGGGGAGCCAUUGCCUGGGCCUUCCUCAAGCCUAUGCUACUAGGCCAGGUCCUCUACAGCCCUGACACACCCCUGACCAGAGCCAUCAUCCAGAAGUCCAAUGCCACUCUGCAGCAGUUUGCCAACCUAAAGAUGUACUCUGAAGACUGGCUGCAAUCCUCCUCCUUCAUCAUGCAGUCAGCCAAGAUACUGACCCAAACUCUGCCAAUGCUUCAGAAUUCCCUCAGCAUCCCUUUUGUCAAGGCUUUCAUCGAGAGUCAGACUAACAUCAAUGUGGGCAACAUGAAGGAUACGCUCAGCAGUUUCACCAACAUGACCACCAUGUUGGAGAGGAACAAACCCAUCGUCCAGCAGAUCACAACGCUGUCCUCCCUCAUGAAGAACCUCUCCUCCUGUAUUAACUUUGACCGUUACCGAGCCUACAACUCAUCCAAGGAUCUAAACACUGUGGCGGAGAAACUGGCUAAGACACGAGACCUCUAUGCCAGUGUCAUUUUCAAGCUGCCCAAGGAUGGCGCCUCUUCCAGGAAGCGCCGGGACACCUCAGGCCCAAUCCUCCCUCCCAAAAUGGGCUACACCAUCCGCAUGCACAUCGACAACUCCAUGCGUACCGACCGCACGCGGACCCCCUUCUGGAUCCGGAGCUCGCAAAUCUGGCCCCAGUCCCUGCGCUACACCCGCGGCUUCAUCUACCUGCAGGAGAGCAUCGAGAGGGCCAUAAUAGAGACCCAAACGGGCCAGAAAAUUGCAGAACCAGCGGUCCAAGUCCAGGCCUUCCCCUACCCCUGCUUCUACAGGGAUGAGUACCUGGAGAGCCUGGCUUUUGCGUUGCCAUUGGUAUUGAUGCUCUCCUGGGUGCUGUUCAUCGCCGACUUUGUCAAGAAGCUGGUUCACGAGAGAGAGCUCCGACUACAUGAGUACAUGAAGAUGAUGGGCGUCAGCCCCGCGAGCCACUUCUUCGCCUGGUUCCUGGAGAGCGCUACCUUCCUGCUGAUCACCAUCUCCAUCCUCACCAUCAUCCUGAAGGCGGGCCACGUGUUGCCCCGGAGCGACGGCCUCCUGAUCUUCCUGUACCUGUGCGACUACGGCCUCAGCAUCAUCGCCAUGAGCUUCCUCAUCAGCUCCUUCUUCGACAAGACCAACAUCGCCGGCCUGAGUGGCAGUCUGAUGUACAUCAUCUGUUUCUUCCCCUACAUCGUGGUCAUGUCCAUGGAGUCCACGCUCACCGCCGCCGCCAAGAACGCCCUGAGUUUGUUUGCCCCCACGUGUUUCAGCUACGCCAGUCAAUACAUCACUCGCUACGAGAGCCAGGAACAAGGAAUUCAGUGGAGCAAUUCGUACAUGUCUCCAAUGCCUGGCGACUCAGCGUCGUUCGGCUGGCUGUGCUGGCUCCUGCUCAUCGACUCUGCCCUGUACUUCCUGAUAGGAGCAUACAUCCGCACGGUUUUCCCAGGAAAGUAUGGCAUAGCAUCUCCGUGGUACUUCCCCGUGUUGCCCUCAUUCUGGGCAGACGUGCUCUGCUGCCGGGGCAGGAGAACUGACAGCACCGGCAAGGGUUUGCUGUUCACCAACAUCACGCAAAUGAACCAGCCUGUCUUCUCCUCUGACAAAGAUAAAGGGAAGAGCGGUCUCUCCCACCACGUGGACGAGGAGUUCUCCGACCUGCCCGUGGGUGUCGCUCUACACGGACUGACCAAGAUCUACGGCCAGCAGGCCGCCAUCCAGAACCUCAACCUUUCCUUCUACGAGGGCCAUGCCACUGCUCUGCUCGGACACAACGGUGCCGGCAAGACCACCACGAUGUCUCUUCUCACAGGCCUCUUCGCACCCUCCUCCGGCACCAUCGAGGUGUACGGCCGGGACAUGCAGAGCAACAUGGACCAGGUCCGCAAGGAGCUAGGGGUCUGCAUGCAGUACGACGUCCACUUUGACCACCUGACCACCAAGGAGCACCUGCUGCUCUAUGGGCAGAUAAAGGCCCCCCACUGGUCACAAAGGGAACUGCAGGAGCAAGUGCGCAAAACCUUGCAGGAGACCGGCAUGUACGCCCACAGGCACAAGCGGGUGGGCACCCUGUCCGGGGGAAUGAAGAGGAAGCUGUCCAUCUCCAUCGCCUUCAUCGGCGGCUCGCGCCUGGUGGUCCUGGACGAGCCUACCACCGGGGUGGACCCCUGCUCCAGACGCAGCAUCUGGGACAUUGUCAUCCAGCACAAGAAGGACCGUACCAUCAUCCUGUCCACUCAUCACUUGGACGAGGCGGAGGUGCUGAGUGACCGGAUCGCCUUCCUGGAGAGAGGUGGACUCAAAUGCUGCGGCUCGCCGUUUUACCUGAAGGACAAGCUGGCACAAGGAUACAACCUCACUCUCACCAAGAAGGCCCAGGAAACGGGCUCCAAGGUUCGGUUCAACAGUGCAGAGGUGAGGGCCUUCAUCCAGCAGCACGUGCCCGAGGCCAGACUGAAGGAAGGCGAGGUGGGGGACGUGGUGUACUCUCUGCCCCCCUUCACCUCCCACACUGCCUCUGCCUACCGCUCCCUCCUCUCUGCCCUGGACGCCAAUCUGGACAGCCUGCAGCUGGGCUGCUACGGCAUCUCCGACACAACCUUGGAAGAGGUGUUCCUCCAGCUGACCAGGGAUGACCUCGAGCCGGAGGAUGACAAGCCCUGGUCUGUGUCUGAAUCGGUCCCAGAGAUGUCGCCCCCCGUCGACAGCCUUCCAGAGGACCUCAGUGACAGCGGCUCCAGCUUUGGGGACAAAGCCAGUCUGACCGGCUCAUCCACAGUGCACGGCCUGGCCUUGGUCUGGCAGCAGAUCAUGGCCAUGCUGAUAAAGAGGUUCCACCAUUCUCGCCGGGACUGGAAGGGCCUGAUCUCCCAGGUGGUCCUGCCUGUCAUCUUCGUCUUGUUCGCCAUGGGCCUGGGCUCCAUCAAGAGCGACCUGCAGCACUUCCCCGAGAUGGAGCUGUCCCCUGUCCUCUACAACGUCGGACCUCAGUACACCUUCUUCAGUAACCAGAACUCAGACUCCAGCAAACUGGUGGACACCAUGACGGCCUUUCCUGGGAUUGAUAAUGGCUGCCUGGGCAGCCCUGAUAACCCGGUGUGCAGCAGAAACGCACAGCCAGACACCUGGGAGACCAAAGGGAAUAGCUCGGACGUGUUCGAACCCUGCGCUUGUGCCCAUCAGCAACAGGUGUGUCCGAACCACCAGUACCAGCCUCCUCAUAAGAAGCUGCCCUCCUCCCAGAUUGCUUACAACCUGACUGGCCUCAAUGUCGAAAGCUAUCUCCUCUCCACAGCUAACAACUUCAUCAGGGACAGGUAUGGAGGCUGGUCGUUUGGGCAGCCACUCCCUACAAGUCUGCAGAUGGACCUAUUGGAAGUGCCCAAAAACAGAACCCUCUCCAAGGUCUGGUACAACCCUGAAGGUCACCACAGCAUGCCGGCAUACCUAAACAGUCUGAACAACUUCAUUCUACGCUCCAGCCUUUCUGCUGCCAAGGACCCACAGCAAUAUGGUAUCUCUGUGUUCUCCCACCCCUAUCCUGGUAAAGUGGACGAGGAAGAUACCAUGAUUCGAGGCCUGGUCCACAUCUUGCUGGCUCUUUGUAUGCUGACAGGCUUCUCGAUUGUGACAGCCAGCUUUGUCAUCUACGAGGUUCAGGAACACCAUACCGGCUCAAAAGGACUCCAGCACAUCUCUGGCAUUGGGGAACCCUUCUACUGGACCGUCAACUUCCUCUACGACAUGACUCUGUACAUGGUCCCAGUGACCCUCUCCCUGGCUAUCAUGGCAGCCUUCGGCCUCCCAGCCUUCACAGAACAGCAAAACCUGGGGGCUGUCACCAUUCUGUUGGUCCUAUUCGGCUUCGCCACCUUCCCCUGGAUGUAUCUCUUGUCGAGCGUGUUCAAGGAUCCAGAGAUGGCCUUCAUCAGCUACGUGUCCAUCAACCUCCUCAUAAGCAUCAACACCAUCAUCUCCACAUCCAUCGUUUACUUCCUGGGAGAACUCAAUAAGAACAACGAGAACAUCCAGCAGGUCUACUGCACCAUGAGCUACGUGUUCCUGAUCUUCCCCCAGUUCAGCUUCGGUAAUGGGCUGAUGGAGCUGGCCCGCAUUGACAUGCAGGUGCAGGUCCUCAAUGCGUUUGGCAUCGACGCCUACAAGAGCCCCUAUGCCAUGGACACCCUAGGCCCCAUGUUCCUCUCCUUGUUCCUACAAGGCUUCACAUUCUUCUCUCUGCGGCUGCUGCUCAACAAGUGGCUCAUUCGUCGAGUCAGGCUUCUGAUCUGCCGCAAGAAGACGGUGCCCCCCACGGGUACCGAGGACGAAGACGAGGACGUGCAGGCGGAGUACCAGCGCGUGACCAGCGGGUCGGCCUGCUCAGACCUGCUUCAGGUCAACCAUCUGAGCAAGGUCUACCAGCACCUCAGCAAGAAGGUCCACGCUGUCAAGAGACUGUCUGUGGGCAUCCCAUCCGGGGAGUGCUUUGGCCUGCUGGGGGUGAACGGCGCAGGGAAGACCACGACCUUCAAGAUGCUGACUGGGGACGUCAGCCCCAGUGAUGGCACAGCACAAAUCAAGGACUGGGAUGGGAGAAUGGUAGACAUCAUUGACUGCCGUAAUGAGGGUAUAAACAUUGGCUACUGUCCCCAAGUGGACGCCCUUGACGACCUGCUGACUGGAGAGGAGCAUCUGUACUUCUAUGCCCGCAUACGAGGAAUCUCCAAGAGGGAGAUUGACCGGGUGGUAAACUACCUGCUUCAGAAGCUUGAGCUGAACGACCACAGACGAAAGAUCACUGAUAGCUACAGCUGUGGAACCCGCAGGAAGCUCUCCACAGCCCUGGCCCUGAUUGGACACCCUCAGAUCCUUCUGCUGGAUGAGCCUAGUUCGGGAAUGGACCCUCGCUCCAAACGCCACUUGUGGAAGAUCAUCUCCGAGGAGGUGAAGGGAAAGUGUGCUGUGGUUCUCACCUCUCACAGCAUGGAGGAGUGUGAAGCUCUGUGCACCCGUCUAGCCAUCAUGGUGAAGGGUCAGUUCAGGUGUCUGGGCUCCCUGCAGCACAUUAAGAACCGGUUUGGCAGCGGAUUCACAGUCAAAAUGUACCUGAAAAUGUAUUUGUGCGAUGUGGAGGUUAUCACCAACUUCAUGCAGCAGCAUUUCCCAAACACAUACCUCAAGGACCAGCACUCCAACAUGGUGGAGUACCACGUUCCCAUAGCACCUGGAGGUGUUGCGGACAUCUUUGACCAGCUGGAGUCCAACAAGGCCACACUGCAGAUCAAGCACUUUUCUGUCAGCCAGACCACGUUGGAUGAGGUAUUUAUUAACUUUGCCAUGGGGAAGGUUGGCAUGGAGACAAUCGCAUUAGACAACGAGGGUUCAGAAGAUUCCAGCAGCCUUGACUCCAUUGAGGCUGUAGACACAUAAGGAUUGCAAUCAUUUUGUCUCCAAUGUUGUGAUGUCUGGUGACCCAUUCUAUGAAAACUGCUGUACGUGAACCGAUAAAUCAUCUCUGUAUGAGCUUAACGUAAAUAUAUGUCCCCUCGAUCAAAUUACUUAAUCACUUUCUUCUUUGUCUUUUAUGUAAUUUCUCUAUAUUUAAAUAGUAUGUCAUGAUGAAGAAUAAUUUAAUAAUGCCCCAGAAAAAGAAAAAAAAAAUAUGUUAUAGGCCACUCCCUGACAUUGCCACUUGAUGAUUACUAUUUAUGUUUGUGGCUUAAAAAAUCAUGAUGUUGGUGUAUGACAGUGUCUGGACCCAUGUGCAAUUGUGCAGUAAUCUGUUUACUUUAUCCCAAAAAACUAAUAAGGGUUUCUCAAAUGAAGGAUCUUGUACUGUAAUAUAAAUGGAAAUCUAUAUAUUUAUGGUGAAGGUGCAAAAGCAGAUCAAAAUUACCAGCUUUUUACUCAUGUUCAAAUCCACAUUAUGACCUGUGUGUUAUACUGUGGUAUAAAUCACAUACAGAAAACACAAAAAUGUUUUCACAAUCACUAAAAAAACGUUUGAAAUAUCCGCACUUUUCCCCUCUCAUUAAAAUUUCCUCAGAGGGCAUGUUCUCACUGUAAGAAUGUGCUGAAUAUUUUAUAGACACUUUCCCUCUAUGGCUUAAGGCACAUUUCCACAUAGACUUGAAUGUACUGAACUCAUUGUUAUACAUUUAAUAAAGCAAUUUUUUCAAAUGCAA
Messenger RNA from Hypomesus transpacificus, 18764 nucleotides. RefSeq names its product ATP-binding cassette, sub-family A (ABC1), member 12 (gene abca12). Gene Ontology annotation, cellular component: membrane; intracellular membrane-bounded organelle. The transcript has 83 exons. The record is from RefSeq and is a predicted model, not a curated record. Gene Ontology annotation, molecular function: ATP hydrolysis activity; lipid carrier activity; ABC-type transporter activity. Gene Ontology annotation, biological process: transmembrane transport; lipid transport. The coding region runs from base 229 to 18009 and encodes 5926 amino acids. Lineage: Eukaryota; Metazoa; Chordata; Actinopteri; Osmeriformes; Osmeridae.